Molecule: messenger RNA, 1845 nt
Organism: Closterium sp. Naga37s-1
Lineage: Eukaryota; Viridiplantae; Streptophyta; Zygnematophyceae; Desmidiales; Closteriaceae
Source: the annotation of a GenBank genome assembly
AUGGCAGUGAAUGCCAAGACGACGGGGUGGUUCGGUAUAGGCAUCUCCGAGAUUGGAUCCAUGGUGGGCUCAGAUGCCCUCGUCGCAUGGGUCGCACAGUCCGACGCCCGCGCGUAUGCGACGGAUCGCUUCAUCUUCAACAAGACGACCGAAGGAAUCGCACUCGACGACAAGCAGGACUGGCACGUGCUGGGCGGCAGCCAGACCACGAACCAAUCCACAGGCGACACGUGGACCACCGUGCACGUGUGGCGCCAGCUGGACACGGGCGACUGCAGCGACCGCCCGAUUGUUCCUGGGAAGCUUCACAACAUCAUCUGGGCCAUGGGCGCCACGACUGACGUCAGCUAUCACAGCUCCGACCGCGGCGCUUCCGCGAUCGUGCUCGCUCCUGCCCCAGGCCCGUCCAUUCUCGCGCCUGCGCCUCCCCCCUCCGCCUCCUCCUCCACGUCCGCUGCGUCACUUGCUGCGCCGCAACAGGCAGGGAAGCAGCCGGCACAGCAGCAGCAGCAGCAGCAGCAGCAGCAGCAGCAGCAGCAGCAGCAGCAGCAGCAGCAGCAGCAGCAGCAGCAGCAGCAGCAGCAGCAGCAGCAGCAGCAGCAGCAGCAGGAGAGCAUGCUGAAUUUCACGUUCACGAAUUACCGGCUGCCAACCAACUUCACGACCUAUCGCUGCAAGGUGGUAGACAUUCCUCUCAAGGCCAAGACUCAUGCGGUUGAGUGGGGUGCCAUUCUCAACUCCACCGACAUCUCAGCCGUCCAUCAUGCCGUCAUCUACGGCUGCAAUCCCAACGAGUACGCCAAUCUCACUGCAAGGAGUGCGGGGGGCGACUUUGACUGCCCGCACCAGUCCGACACGCUAUGCCCCACCACUGUCGCCGUGUGGGCUGUGGGCGGCAGACCCUUCACCUUCCCGCCCAAUGUCGGCUACCCCAUCGGCCCGGGCUACUUCACCAUGUUCGUGCUGCAGGUGCAUUUCACCAAUCCCAAGGGCCGCGCUGACCUCGUCGACAGCUCUGGACUGUACCUCAAGCUGGCGCCGUCGCUGCGCCCCAUGGACGCGUCCAUCAUGCUCGCGGGGCCCGCCUCCUACGAGUACCUCAUCCGCAUUCCCCCCGCCAUGCCCUCGUGGACGCAAGUCAGCUCGUGCUCCAGCGAGUGCACCUCUGACGUGUUCCAGAACGAGAGUGUGAAGAUCAUUGGGUCCUUUCUGCACCUGCACACGCUGGGACGACAGUUAUACACGGAUGUGUUCAGAAAGGGCAGCAAAGUCGCCACCAUCAGCCGCCAGGACUACUACGACGGUGCAUCGCAGCAGACCAUUCCCGUGGCGCCAGAGUUUGAGCUGCUGCCAGGGGACGAGCUGCGCACCACCUGUGUGUGGGACUCCACUGACCGCAUCAACGUGACGGUAGGAGGGCCAUCCACAGAAGACGAGAUGUGCAUUGACUACCUCAUCUACUACCCCGCACGCCAGGGCCACGAGAUGAACGUGUGCUAUGACUUCUGUGCAUCAUAUGAGAACAACACCUGGAACAUGGACCCAAACAGCCCCACGCUCUCAACGUUCUACACGUGUGGCGGGUCCAACGUCAUCCCUUCUGGCAAGCCCUGCAAGAUCACAUUCGGUGCCAACUCGCCCAAGAAAGUCGUCAACGGCUGUCCCGCUCAAUACACCGUCGCUGCUGGUGCCGCUGCUGCUGCUGCCGCCGCUGCUGCUGCUGCUGCUGCUGCUGCUGCUGGUACUGCUGCUGCUGCUGCUGUUACACCCCACAGCAACAUCAGUGACAAGACAGCACAUGCAUCAUCUCAUCGGUUCACAGAGGCAGUACCAAUUCAGUGGUAG